AUGCUUAAUGUUGAAUUACUGUCAGACCGCAUCGCCAGAACAAGUCUGCAGAGGCGUCGCAAGGCGGAGGCUGAGCGGCAGGAGAGGAUUUUUAAUGAUAAAGUGCGGACUAUCGGGGUUGACAAGGAAGCCCUCGACAUGCAGAUAAAAGAAAAGAGGAAACAGGAGGAGGCUGCAAAAAAGGAACAAAAUGCUCAUGAUGCUGAUAUGCUUCAUAAUAGCAAGGUAGCUUAUCUUCUCCAUAGAAGACAGGUGAAGGAGAAGCACGCGAUGGAAAAGGCCAUCGUCAACUACCGGCAACAGUGCCAGCAGCCACGGAGCCAGUGGGAGUGUGACCUGAAUGACUCAGACCUCCGUAGAAAAAGAGAGCAGGGUGAUGCACAGAUGAUGCUCCCAGGCCUGGUGGGUGAGGACAUGGACAGUAAGAGCAGAAGGCAGCGACAGAAGGAGCAGCUCAGAGAGUGGCUCAUCCUGCAGCAGAGUGAGCGAGCGGCAGAGAGGCAUCAACAGAAGCUGGAAGAGCAGCGCUAUGACUACAGCAGAGCUGAGAUGAACAACAAAGCUCUGCAGCUUCAGUGCGUUGACAUGGAGAGGAGAAAAGCAGCAGCUGUAGCUACUAAACAGUACAACCUGUCCAAGAUUGAAGAGAAGAGACAGCUAAGACAGCUGGAAGGUAAAGAUGAUGAAGCCACCCUGGCUGUGGUGAGCGUGCCUGGUCUUUGUCCCUGCAGUGACAGGAGAGCCCCUGUAGAGAGCCUGCAGCAGAUCAUCCAGUUCAACAAGCAUCAAAUAGAGGAGAAAAAGAGGAUGGAAUUAGAAAAAAAGCAAGAAGAGGAGCAACAUGGUCGUGUCCGCAUGGCCUCAGGUCGUAAAGCUCUGUUAAUAGAGAGGCAGCAGGCAAGGCUGAGCAAGCAGCUGAGACAACAUCUGGACAGCGUCAACGUCCAACUAGCCCAAACACACAAGCAACAGAAACCGAAAAUUGAAAGAGGCUGCAUUGAUGACAGCUUCUUCUCCAAAUUCAACACCUGCAGCAGAUGAUGGAUGACACGCCGCACAGACAUCUGGCUCAUUACUGUGGCUCAGUACUGAUAAUGGUGCUACAUGAAAAGA
Chelmon rostratus (copperband butterflyfish) is the source of this 1113-nucleotide messenger RNA. RefSeq names its product RIB43A domain with coiled-coils 2 (gene ribc2). The record is from RefSeq and is a predicted model, not a curated record. The transcript is spliced from 7 exons. Lineage: Eukaryota; Metazoa; Chordata; Actinopteri; Chaetodontiformes; Chaetodontidae. The coding region runs from base 1 to 1041 and encodes 346 amino acids.